Aspergillus alliaceus is the source of this 1329-nucleotide messenger RNA. RefSeq names its product MCT family MFS transporter. The transcript has 3 exons. The record is from RefSeq and is a predicted model, not a curated record. NCBI's taxonomy places the organism in Eukaryota, Fungi, Ascomycota, Eurotiomycetes, Eurotiales, Aspergillaceae. Bases 1 to 1329 code for a protein of 442 amino acids. Gene Ontology annotation, molecular function: transmembrane transporter activity. Gene Ontology annotation, biological process: transmembrane transport. Gene Ontology annotation, cellular component: fungal-type vacuole membrane.
AUGCAUCAUAGCGAUCCCCCAUCUGGUCCGCUGCCAAUAUCCUCGAAUAGCAUUGAUGAGGAGGGGCCCAGCAUAUAUGCGGACCAAAAACAGGUGGAACAGGCCUCAGACUUCCCAGACGGCGGAUGGCGUGCAUGGAGCGUGGUGCUGGGUUCAUGGUGUGCAAUGGUGCCUUCAUUUGGGCUUUUGAAUACAAUGGGCGUCCUGGAAGCCUGGUUGGCAAAUGAUCAGUUGAAGGACUAUUCUAAAGCAUCUAUCGGUUGGAUAUUCGGAGUAUACUCAUUCUUUCUUUAUUUUGGAAGUGUCCAAGUCGGACCGGUUUUUGACGCUUACGGUCUCAGACCACUGCUUGCCCCAGGAUGUAUUGGGCUUAUUGGCUCGCUGAUGGUUUUUAGCGUAGCUAAAGAAUACUACCAAUUCAUGCUGGGAUUCAGCGUCCUCGGCGGAAUCUCCUCCUCAAUGGUCUUCACCCCCAGCGUAGCCUGCCUGGCACACUGGUUCCAUCGCCGCCGUGCCCUAGCGACUGGAAUUGCAGCCACAGCCGGCGGAUUCGGAGGCAUCAUCUUUCCCAUUCUAAUCUGGAACCUCACCGAAGCCGUUGGAUUCCCCUGGGCCAUCCGAAUAACCGGAUUCAUCUGUGCUUUCUUCUGCAUCCUAUGCAUCCUCUUCCUGAAAACCAGACUGCCUCCCAAAAAGCUCGGCGGAGGUAAAAUUGACAUUCGCGCCCUACGCGAAGCCCCAUUCGCCUUACUCACGGUCGCUAUCUUCCUAAUCGACUUCGCCCUACUUAUACCCCUAACCUACAUAACAUCCUACGCCCAAUCACAUGGCAUGCAAGAAAGCCUCGCAUACCAGGUCGUCUCUAUCCUUAACGCGGCUUCGAUCCUGGGCCGCAUCGUCCCGGGCUACUUCGCAGACCGGUACGGACGGUUCAACGUCAUGAUCGUCACGACUUUCGUAUGCACCGUCUUCACCCUCGCAUUGUGGCUGCCCGCUGGGUCUAAUACAGCCGCUAUCGUGGCAUAUGCCGUUCUAUUCGGGUUCUGGAGCGGCUCGGCGAUUAGCCUUGCACCUGUUUGUGUGGCGCAGAUCUCGACGACGGAGGACUUUGGGAAGCGGUAUGGAACUACGUAUUCCUUGGUUAGUGUUGGUGCACUGUUUGCGAUUCCUAUUGCUGGGGAGAUAAUGAAGGCGCAGAGUGCCCCAGGGAAGAAGGAGGAUUAUUCGGGGCUUAUUGUGUUUUGUGGGUUGGUUUAUGGGUGUGCUUGUUUGUUUUUUGUGUUGGCGAGGGGUGUUAAAGUUGGGUGGAGGGUUGGAACGAUAUUCUAG